Molecule: messenger RNA, 1868 nt
Organism: Chinchilla lanigera (long-tailed chinchilla)
Lineage: Eukaryota; Metazoa; Chordata; Mammalia; Rodentia; Chinchillidae
Gene: Ltb4r
Product: leukotriene B4 receptor
Exons: 2
Coding region: 649-1692 (347 amino acids)
Biological process (GO): positive regulation of cytosolic calcium ion concentration; inflammatory response; phospholipase C-activating G protein-coupled receptor signaling pathway
Cellular component (GO): plasma membrane
Molecular function (GO): leukotriene receptor activity; complement receptor activity
Source: RefSeq, a predicted model, not a curated record
UGGUUUGAACUGAAGCCAAGAAUAAAGUGCUGUCCCUUUUGGUUUACUGACAUGCUCUCUUUAAAUCAUGAUGUUAUCGAGCCCUAUACCCAGGCCCAGAACCUAAUCAUGGCUUCAAUUUACACUUCCCAUUAAUCUAAAGAUCUAUAGUAUACACACAUUUUAUGUGAAAUAUAAAGGAAAAUUAGUCUUGGAUACCAGUAUUCUAGCCUCUCAUUUUAUGCCCUCCAGUUUUUUCCCUCCUCCUCCUAUGAUACAACUCAGUACUUUGUUCAUUUUGCCAGUCUAGACCUGUAUCUUGAGACCACACCCCAGCCAACUCACUCUCCACACCCCUUUCCUCUCAUUGCCCCUUCCAGGGCUCUUCUCAUUUGGCCCCACCUGGCUGGGCUGCCUGGAACAGAAAGACUAUCCCCUCCUAGUGAAGGGAGGAGUGGGGGGUUCAGCUCCACCCGCAGGAAGAUGCAACUUCCCCCUCCCCUGCUCUGUGGAACUUCCUCUCUGGCCAACUUAGCUGACAGCACCCAGACCCAGGGCCAAUCCCCUGGCACUGAGACAGAUCGAGUGAUCUGCUGUACCACCUAGCCCUGACCUUGGGAUUGCCACCAGCUUCCAACCGGUGUCUGGCAAAACUUGUAUGUCCUUGUGAUGGACACGAACACUACAACUCGUGCAGCCCCCUCCUCAGGAGGUGACACUUUCAUACAUCUGUUGGCUAUGAUCCUGUUGUCUGUGUCGCUGGCUCUGGGGCUUCCUGGCAACACCUUUGUGGUGUGGAGCAUCCUGAAAAGGAUGCGGAAGCGAUCAGUCACUGCCCUGAUGGUGCUGAACCUGGCCCUGGCUGACUUGGCCGUGCUGCUCACCGCUCCCUUUUUCCUACACUACCUGGCCCGGCGCACCUGGAGUUUUAAACUGGCUGGCUGCCGCCUGUGCCACUAUAUCUGUGGAGUCAGCAUGUACGCCAGUGUCCUGCUCAUCACAGCCAUGAGUCUGGAUCGCUCCCUGGCGGUGGCCAGUCCCUUUCUGUCCCAGAAGGUGCGCACCAAGGCGGCUGCUCGGUGGCUGCUGGCAGGCAUCUGGGUGGCAUCCUGCCUGCUGGCCACGCCAGUCCUCGCGUUCCGCACGGUGAAGGAGUUGAAGGAGGUGGUGGUGUGCAUCACAGCGUACCCGAGCGACAGGCACAGGGCCUUUCAUCUGUUCUUCGAGGCCUUCACGGGAUUCGUGGUGCCCUUCCUGGUGGUGGUGGGCAGCUACUCCGACAUCAGCAGACGGCUGCGGCUGCGGCGCUUCCGUCGCAGCCGCCGCACCGGCCGCCUAGUGGCGCUCAUCAUCCUGGCCUUCGCGGCUUUCUGGCUGCCCUACCACGUGGUGGACCUGGUCGAGGGGAGCCGCGCUCUGGCCGGGACGCUGGCCCAGUCCGAGAGGCAGCUGUUCAGAGCCCGCUCCGUGUGCAUCGCACUGGCCUUCCUGAGCAGCAGCGUGAACCCACUCCUGUACGCGUGCGCAGGCGGCAGCCUGCUGCGCUCGGCCGGCGUGGGCUUCGUGGCCAAGCUGCUGGAGGCCACCGGCUCCGAGGCGUUCAGCACCCGCCGCGGGGGCACCCUGGCUCAGACUGUGAAGGGCGCCCCCACGGCUCCAGAGACUGGCACCGGUGAAAGCCUGGACGCUCUCAAGCAAAGCGAAUCAGACUAGACCUGGUACGAGGACACUCAAUUUCCUCCUAGCGGAGCACCCCACACUUUCUAACCUAAUUCAGUUCUGUACUGGGAGGAGAACGGGCGUGGGCAGCGGAGUGGAGAAGAAGGAGGAGGAGUGGGGCAAAUGAGGGCAGAGAGAGAGAAAGAGAGAGAGAGAGAGAGACAGAGACA